AUCACAGAGGAGCCCGAAAAGAUUCAUCCAAACAUCCAGAAUGGUUUGUAUGCUGCGGUGUUAUUCACUGCCAACAUCGCGCUGCAGUGCGUCAUAUCUUAUGUAGUGAACAAUGAUAUCAUCUACAUCUGGUAUUUUAAUCGAGAAAAUGCCAUUCAAUGCGCCGGCAUCAACUUUAUCAAGGAUCUUCCCCGGUUCCUUGUGUUACUGCUUGCUAUGCAGCGCAUGGGAGACGAGCAAUGGGGCCAUAAUCUGAAAUUUACCCACGUUCCUGGAGUUUCUUGCGACGUCGUCGUUGGAGAUGUCAACCUCAAAUUGGACCUGAAGUCUGACACACGCAUGACUCACUUCGGUCUGCACGGUCACGCAACUAAUGUCUUUUCUGUCCAAAGCAAGUAUCUUUCGGACAAAAAGAAGAGAGAUGUUUGUGGUAACGAUUCUAAGGAACUGGUCGCCAAGCUCUAUUGGCCAGAAGAGCGACGUCAGAGCGAGGACGAGAUACUUCAAAACGUGUAUAGCAUUGCGAGCAAGGAAUCAACAGUGAAGGGCCACAUCCCGGACAUGGUCUGGUUCCACAAGUUUGACGAGACGUCCACGACCAAAAUCAGGAGGUCGCUAGGAAUUCAAGACGCUGACGCUGAAGGGGGCAGUCGCAUUUUGUAUAUCGUUAUGUUCAGGAAGCUUAUCCCAAUCACGUCGCUGAGUGGAGACGAAUUUCUCAGCACAUGGUGGCAAGUUGCGCUAUGUCAUUACACACUCUGGAAGCACAAUGUCCAUCACCGCGACAUCAGUCCUAACAAUCUUAUGGUCUACGGGCUGAACGGUCAAUGGCUCGGGGUCCUCAAGGACUACGACUUAUCAUUGAUCAAACCCGAUGGGCCCAGCGGGAAGGAGUGCACAGGAACAGUUCCAUUCAUGGCAUUCGACCUGCUCCAGAAAAAGGGCCUCGAAGGCAAAGUCAUGCACAAGUACCGGCACGAUGCUGAAUCCCUCGUCUGGGUCCUUGUCUGGGUCUGUCUUAGGUACCAAGAAGGCAAGCUGAUGAGCAAUGGCAGACUGCUCGAUGACUGGCUAAAAGUGGAUGCUAAUGGAUGCAGGAAGGAAAAAGCAGUAUUUAUGACAUUAGUGCUGCCGUGGUCCGGUUCGGUUUUUUUGCGGUCUGAACUUGAACCGAACCGAAAAUUUUUCUGUAGGGACAGCAAAAAAAAUUGACGAAAUACUAGUCUACACAUUGAGUAACUACUCUAAUAACAUUUGUGCGCACUCCUCUGCCUCUGUAGCUGCUGAAAGAUGUCCAUUACGGUAAGCGGCCUUCAUGAAAAUGAUCAGCCGUGCGAACUCGCUCCCAGGGGACUGGAUUGGGGAGCAGCCGCCGAAAACGCAAAUAAAGGGCAAGU
Suillus bovinus is the source of this 1397-nucleotide messenger RNA. RefSeq lists its product as uncharacterized. The coding region runs from base 217 to 1212 and encodes 331 amino acids. NCBI's taxonomy places the organism in Eukaryota, Fungi, Basidiomycota, Agaricomycetes, Boletales, Suillaceae. The transcript has 3 exons. The record is from RefSeq and is a predicted model, not a curated record.